CGACAACAAACUAAUCUUCGCUGUUACAUCCGAUAGAUACCUGUUUUUUGUCAUUUUAAUGAGCGUUUUGUUGCACAACCUCAGCAGGGAGAGAGAAAUGGAAAAUGUGCAUCUGGCUGUGGAGGAGGAGGAUAUUUAUUCGGGUUACAACGACUAUAAUCCAACAUUUGACUCCGAAGAGUUGGAGAAUGAUGUGGGAUUUCAACAAGCAGUAAGGACAAGUCAUGGAAGGAGACCUCCUAUGACUGCUAAAUUUCCUGGCACUGCCAUUGGAGCUCGACCGUUAGCUACUGCAUUUGGAGCUCGGAUCCCUUUGGCCUCUUCAAUGGGCCGACCUAUGACUGGAGCUGUGCAGGAUGGAGCAGCCCGACCAAUGACUGCAGUCAGAGCAGCCGGUUACACCUCCUCCCUGACCCGUGGCUCAACCUUUGACCCUCUGGGCCAGUCCAAAGGCCCUGCUCCUCCACUUGAAGGAAAGAAUGAGGACACGCCUGAGGAGAAGAUCAAGAUCCUGGAGAAGAAAGUGAACGACCUGAUAGAAGAGAGCUGUAUGGCACAGAGCAUUGGAGCCUUACAACUGGCACUUGAAAAAGCCAAAGAGGCGGGGAGGAAGGAGAGAGCUCUGGUGAGACAGAGGGAACAAUCUGGCAAUGCUGAACACAUCAAUCUGGACCUCACCUACUCUGUUUUGCUGAACCUUGCCAACCAGUACGCUAACAAUGAAAUGUAUCCAGAGGCUCUGAACAGCUACCAGGUCAUCGUGAAGAACAAGAUGUUUAGUAACGCAGGACGCCUGAAAGUCAACAUGGCCAACAUCUACGUGAAACAGAAGAGCUACCCCAAAGCCAUCAAGUUCUACCGGAUGGCUCUGGAUCAGAUCUCCAACGCUCACAAAGAACUGAGAAUCAAGAUCAUGCAGGAUAUCGGCGUGGUUUUUGUCCGCAUGGGCCAAUAUUCAGACGCCAUAACUUCUUUUGAGCACAUCAUGAGCGAGAGCCCCAACAUCAAGACGGGCUUUAAUCUCAUCCUGUGUUACUACGCCAUCGGAGACAGGGAGAGGAUGAAGAAGGCCUUUCAGAAACUCAUCUCUGUUCCUCUGGGCAUCGACGAUGAAGACAAGUACAUCCCAUCUAAUGAUGACAACGACUCAAAUAUGGUCAUCGAAGCCAUAAAGAAUGACAAGCUUCACCAGAUGGAGAGAAAUCUCAAAGUCCUGGCUGAGAAGUACAUCAUGACCGCAGCUAAGCUCAUCGCUCCUGCCAUUGAAACAUCUUUUGCUACCGGAUUUGACUGGUGUGUGGACAUAGUGAAGAGUUCUCAGUAUAUCGAGCUCGCCAACGAUCUAGAGAUAAACAAAGCGAUCACCUACCUCAGACAGAAGGACUUCAACCAGGCAGUGGAGACUCUGAAGACAUUUGAGAAGAAGGACAGCAGAGUGAAGAGUGCUGCAGCCACCAACCUGUCCUUCCUCUACUUCCUGGAGAAAGAUUAUGACCAGGCUGACCGAUACGCUGACCUCGCCAUGACGGCUGAUCGCUACAACCCUGCCGCUCUCAUCAACAAAGGAAACACGGUGUUUGUGAAGCAGGACUAUGAAAAGGCUGCAGAGUUCUACAAAGAAGCUCUGAGGAACGAUUCCUCCUGCACCGAGGCCCUCUACAACCUGGGUCUGACCUAUAAGAAACUGAACCGUCUGGAUGAGGCUCUGGACUGUUUCCUGAAGCUCCAUGCCAUCCUGAGGAACAGCGCUCAGGUCAUGUACCAGCUGGCCAACCUAUAUGAGCUUCUGGAGGACCCCCAGCAGGCGAUCGAGUGGCUGAUUCAGGUCCUGAGUGUGACUCACACCGACCCCCAGGCACUGGCCAAACUGGGAGAGCUCUACGAUAGCGAGGGGGACAAAUCCCAGGCUUUCCAGUACUAUUACGAGUCCUUCAGGUACUACCCCUCCAACAUCGAUGUGAUCGAGUGGCUCGGGGCUUACUACAUCGAGACACAGUUCUGUGAGAAGGCCAUCCAGUUCUUUGAAAGAGCCACACUCAUACAACCAACUCAGGUGAAGUGGCAGCUGAUGGUGGCAAGCUGCUACAGGAGAAGUGGAAACUACCAGAAAGCUCUGGAAACGUAUAAGGACAUUCACCGAAAGUUUCCAGAAAAUGUGGAAUGCCUGCGUUUCCUGGUGAGGCUGUGCACAGAUAUGGGACUGAAUGAAGUCCAGGAAUACGCCACCAAGCUGAAGAAAGUGGAGAAGAUGAAGGAGAUCAGAGAGCAGAGGGUGAAGUCGGGGCGAGAGAGCAACUCCAGAGGUCGCAGAGAGGGCAGCGCAGCAGGCGUCUCCUCGUCUGUCUCCUCUCCUAAGAAGGCCGCCAUUAUGGAGACGGAUGUUAAAGCAGGUGAGAGAAUGAAAGACAGCGCCCACAGCAGCAGCACUAAAGGAGAGCGUCUGAGCGCCAAGAUGAGGUCACUUCCUGGAUCCAACGAGCCGUACGAGGCCAGCAGCCCAAAAGAAAUAGAUGCGUCCUACGUGGACCCUCUGGGGCCGCAGAUGGAGAGACCGAAGACGGGAGCCAAGAGACGCGUGGAGGACGACGACUUCGCAGACGAGGAGCUGGGAGACGACCUGCUGCCGGAGUAACUCCUUCUGACUGUCACCUUUUUAUGAAAGGCAAGAGCACAAACUAGACCCCAAGACCAAAGCAUUUUAUACUCUGUGAAAUGAAUAUUAUUAGAUAAAGAUGUGACUUUUCCACUUCUGAGUUAAGAAGUGAGAUGUCUUUAUCUCUUUUCAGAUCGCUCAUCUCUGCCUUAAAUCUGCUUGAUAAACAUCCUUUUUUAACAUCAAUAUUUAUACAUAUUCAUUUGGCAGAGGAAGGCCUGUGUAUAUGAAAUGAAUGGAAAGGAGUCUGGCAGUCUGGAAAUAUUUUGACAUUUUGUUUUGGCUAUGUACUCCAACAGAAUGAACUUGAAAUGUAAGAAACAAUCCCAAUGCAUUGAAAGUGUUGACGUUUAACUUCAGUUUGACUGUGUUUACAUUGGGUUCUGAUGAAGUGUUUGGAAAUGAUACACCUUUUGGACAUGCUGUACUCCCAGGGGUAAACAAGGUCUUUAUUUUAAGUCUGCAUUUUAACCUCAAUGUUACUUUUUUUUUAUUUUUUUAUUUUGAACCCAGUGUUUGGGCACAGAGCCAAAACAAGGAGUAACAUAUCGCUGUCGAAAUAUUUUCAACUAAAGUGUGUGUUUCCAUGUGUGUGUGAGCCUGGGAACCUUCUGGAAAAUACAUCAACAACUUAUGUAAUCCAUCCAUUUCUGGUCCUGUUUGGUUUUACAUUUUAUACUUAUUCCAAAAAUGUUUAUAUGUAGUAUAAUAUUUAUUUUUGUUUGUUAUAUAAUUUUAAAAAUAAAGUAUUUUAUCUAU
Trematomus bernacchii (emerald rockcod) is the source of this 3412-nucleotide messenger RNA. It is a transcript of the gene ift88, whose product is annotated as intraflagellar transport 88 homolog. Gene Ontology annotation, biological process: kidney development; non-motile cilium assembly; intraciliary transport. Lineage: Eukaryota; Metazoa; Chordata; Actinopteri; Perciformes; Nototheniidae. Gene Ontology annotation, cellular component: centriole; ciliary base; ciliary basal body. The record is from RefSeq and is a predicted model, not a curated record. Gene Ontology annotation, molecular function: kinesin binding. Bases 59 to 2632 code for a protein of 857 amino acids. The transcript has 26 exons.